GCCUAGUUGAGAAAAAGAGACGCCCGUGCUGCCAUAUUUCAUACUAAAUUUUUGGAUACUGGAAGAAAAUCAACUAAACCGAAAAAAAAAACAGAAACUGGGGGUAACUAAUAACCAAGCUAAUAACUGCAUUUCCUUCUUGUGGUUGCGCAUGGAUUGUUGUUUACUUAUUCGAACUUGAUUGGAUAAAAAGAAAGCUUUUUGAUGAACCAGUUGUAGCACUGAGUGCCUAUCGCCAUGCAUGGCGAUUUGUCCAGCCAUCUGCACUCCCAAGAAUGCAAUGAGCUGAUUGAACAACUCAAGAACUGUCAUCAGGAGCAAUUCUUCGGGAAGUGGUUCGGCGCCUGCAGUGGAAUUGACGUGAAAGUGCGUCGGUGUCUGAAGCUAGAGCGGUUGGAGCGACAGAAGACCAAUAACGAGCUGGCGGCGGCCAAGCACCAGCAGUUCCAGGAGCGUAUGAAGCAGCGCACCGCCGGCGCCGCGCAGUGACCAUGACGCCCGUGCCGGCCAUCGAGCACUCGGUGGAGCUGGAGGGCCAGCCGCGCGACUUCCUGGAGCGCUACUACGAGUGCCGCUACGUACUGGACCGGCGGCGGCCCGGCCACGACUACCGGCUGCUGUUCCACUCCAACGGUCUGAUCGCGCUGAUGCUGGCGCCGUCCCACCCGCUGGUGGCCUCCGGCGCCACCGUCACCGGCAUCGACUUUCAGGUAACCGAGCACACCAACCGGCUGGAGAACAAGGUCUCCGGCAAGGGGAAGCGCGGCGCCCAGCUGGUGACCGGCGACGCGCCGCUCUUCUCCGUCACGUGCGCCGACGGCGAGCGCUACGUGAUCCCGGCCUGCGUGCGGGGGAAGCUGGUGCAGCUGAACGAGCGGCUGCGCGCCGAGCCGCAGCUGCUCGUCUCCGACAGCGGCGGAGCCGGGUUCGUGGCGCUGAUCCUGCCCAAACUGGGCACCAGCCGGGCGCAGAUGGCCGGCACGCUGCAGCCGGCAGAGUACGCGGCGCGCCGGUCCGCCGCCUCAGCCGCAGACCGGUGACCGCAGAGAGGUGCCCCUGAGCCACCCGGCACGGACACGGGCACCCGCUCAACUCUCACGGAGACUGGGUGUUCCCGCCCCGCGUAAGAGCAGAGACCAGACUGUACGCUGUACAGUGUGCAUCAGCUGUAGUGUGACGUUCCUCAAGUGAACUGUUGAGCUCAGAAGUGUGUAAUAUGGUACACAUUGUGUGUUGCUACUAGUGCGUGUUGUUGAGUUCUACAUGAAUAGAAGACCAACGUAAAGA
Amphibalanus amphitrite is the source of this 1287-nucleotide messenger RNA. Its product is annotated as protein Abitram-like. The record is from RefSeq and is a predicted model, not a curated record. Gene Ontology annotation, cellular component: nucleus. NCBI's taxonomy places the organism in Eukaryota, Metazoa, Arthropoda, Thecostraca, Balanomorpha, Balanidae. Bases 492 to 1040 code for a protein of 182 amino acids. The transcript is spliced from 5 exons.